Molecule: messenger RNA, 2740 nt
Organism: Glycine soja
Lineage: Eukaryota; Viridiplantae; Streptophyta; Magnoliopsida; Fabales; Fabaceae
Exons: 13
Coding region: 179-2518 (779 amino acids)
Biological process (GO): protein phosphorylation
Cellular component (GO): chloroplast
Molecular function (GO): ATP binding; protein kinase activity
Source: RefSeq, a predicted model, not a curated record
CCUUGGCUCCUUCUGCAAAAACUAACGCACACACAUCACAGUUUCUUUCGCACCACUAGCACUUCAUUGAGUUCAUUUCACAGUUCCUAUUCGUACCAAAUGACAACCACCAAUACGAGUUUCUCUCUCUAGAACCACCGAAGCGAAGAAGAAGAGAGAAGAGAAUCACGGUUUCGCCAUGGACGCGGCAUCGCAGCUCGUCUCCUGCGGAAUCGAUCCCUUCCAUCGCGCCUCCUCUCCUUCCCCGCGCCACCGCCGCCACAGCAACCUCCUCCUCCUACGCCGUCGCUCCAGCCGUGUCUUCGCCGUCUCCGCCGAGCCGAAACCCGCCGUCAACGGAGCAAACUCGAGGCCGCCUCCGACCAGAGCCGUCAAUGGCGGCGUCUCCACGAGAAUUGGAGAUGUUUCGAAGGAGAUUAAGAGAGUGAGGGCGCAAAUGGAAGAGGAUGAACAGUUAGCGACGCUCAUGAGGGGUCUUCGAGGCCAGAAUUUGAGGGACUCGCUCUUCGCUGAGGACGAUGUUGAACUUCGUCUUGUUGAGGUAGACGAGAGUAGUGAGUUUUUGCCAUUGGUGUAUGAUCCUGCCAGCAUUUCUGCAUAUUGGGGAAAACGUCCACGCGCGGUUGCAACGCGCAUUGUGCAGUUGCUAUCAGUUGCAGGAGGUUUUCUUUCUCGCAUUGCCGGGGAUGUGAUUAACAAGAAGGUUAAAGAGAAUGAAGUUGCUAGGGCCAUUGAGUUACGUGAAAUUGUGACAUCUUUGGGUCCAGCGUACAUAAAACUCGGGCAAGCAUUGAGCAUUCGACCUGAUAUACUGUCACCCGUAGCAAUGACGGAGCUGCAGAAGCUAUGUGAUAAAGUUCCUUCAUUUGCAGAUGAUGUGGCUAUGGCUCUAAUUGAGGAGGAGCUUGGUCAGCCAUGGCAAAACAUCUAUUCUGAACUAUCAUCUUCUCCCAUUGCAGCUGCAUCUCUUGGACAGGUAUACAAGGGUCGCCUAAUGGAAAAUGGGGAUUUGGUGGCUGUUAAAGUGCAAAGACCUUUCGUUCUUGAGACAGUUACAAUAGAUUUAUUUAUUAUUAGGAACCUGGGUUUGGCUCUUCGAAAGUUUCCUCAGGUCUCCAUUGAUGUGGUUGGGUUGGUUGAUGAGUGGGCUGCUCGAUUUUUUGAGGAGUUAGACUAUGUGAAUGAAGGUGAAAAUGGAAACCGUUUUGCAGAAAUGAUGAGGAAAGACCUACCACAGGUUGUCAUACCAAGAACCUACCAUAAAUAUACAUCAAGGAGGGUUCUUACGACAGAAUGGAUUGAUGGAGAGAAGCUGUCACAGAGCACAGAAAGUGAUGUUGGAGAACUGGUUAAUGUUGGAGUCAUCUGCUAUCUAAAACAGCUUCUAGAUACUGGAUUUUUUCAUGCUGAUCCACACCCGGGAAAUUUGAUCCGCACUCCUGAUGGAAAACUUGCCAUACUUGACUUUGGGCUUGUUACAAAACUGACUGAUGAUCAAAAGUAUGGAAUGAUCGAAGCAAUUGCUCAUCUCAUCCAUCGGGAUUAUCCAGCCAUAGUAAAAGACUUUGUUAAACUUGGUUUUAUUCCCGAUGGAGUCAAUUUGGAGCCUAUCUUACCAGUUCUUGCCAAGGUUUUUGAUCAGGCCUUAGAAGGUGGAGGGGCAAAAAACAUCAAUUUUCAGGAGCUGGCAUCAGAUUUAGCUCAAAUUACCUUUGAUUAUCCUUUUAGGAUACCCCCAUACUUUGCCCUUAUAAUUAGAGCUAUUGGGGUUCUGGAAGGGAUAGCUUUAGUAGGAAAUUCUGAAUUUGCCAUUGUUGACGAGGCUUAUCCUUAUAUUGCACAGAGGCUCCUCACAGAUGAAUCUCCUCGGCUAAGGGAUGCUCUGCGUUACACUAUAUAUGGGAAAUCUGGGGUUUUUGAUGCUGAAAGAUUUAUUGAUGUCAUGCAAGCCUUUGAGAAUUUUAUUACUGCUGCCAAAAGUGGCGGUGGAGAGAACAUGAAUGGGAAUAUGGCUGAACUUGGGAUUCUUUCUACUAGUCAGUCAGAAUAUUUGUUGCCAGGAUUCCAAUCUGUCAUUCCUCUAUCACAGCAGCCAGUGCAAACAAGGGCAGCUUUAGCGUUUUUGUUGUCUGACAGGGGGAAUUUUUUCCGAGAAUUUCUUUUGGACGAGAUCGUCAAGGGCAUCGAUGCAGUAACAAGGGAACAACUGGUGAGAGUAAUGUCCUUGCUAGGAGUUCAGAAUGUAACCCCUGUUUUCAGCAUGGUACCUACAGUGGGACCCUUUAAGCCUGCGGCUCUUAUACCCACCAUAACUGAAGAGGAUGAAGUUAUAUUGAACAAUGUCCAGAUGGUGGUGGAGUUCUUGACUGCUGGAAGUUCCCUAUCAAGAACAUCUGGUCAGCUAAAAAGGUUCGACAUACUUAUUUAUCCAUCUAUUUGGUUGUGGGUGGCCAUAGGCACUGAAUAUUCCUCAGAUUAUCCAAGAGCUUCUCCCAGUGUUACCAGGCAUCUCUGUUAAAGUGCUUCCGGAGGUUGUUAGCAGAUUAUCUUCUCGGGUUUUAGCACGAUUAAUUCGUGAUACAUUUUUGUAAGAGAAUUCUGUCUACCUUACUGCACACAAUUGUGUAUAUUUUGACAGUUGUUCAAAAAUUGUAUAUAUGACCAUUAUUUUACAUAUUUUCAUGUUGCAGAAAAUUCUUAAUUACAUAUUUUACAUAUUUUCAAAACUCACUUUACCUCA